Periconia digitata is the source of this 1596-nucleotide messenger RNA. The record is from the annotation of a GenBank genome assembly. NCBI's taxonomy places the organism in Eukaryota, Fungi, Ascomycota, Dothideomycetes, Pleosporales, Periconiaceae.
CCAGCGCAAAACAUGAAGGCCAACUCCCUUAGAAUAGUCCGCAACACCGUGCGGUAUACAGUUCCGCGACCAUCGGUACCUCGAUGUGUACCAUACGGCCAACGCUGGUCUUCCACCGGCACGCGGGAGUGGUCGACGCCUCUGGCGAAGCAGCUGGCUGAAGCUAUAAAUACCACGGGACCCAUCUCCGUCGCGGCUUAUAUGCGGCAGUGCUUAACUUCUGACAUGGGCGGUUACUACACCAGGGAGACGUCAGGUCACGAUCAAUUCGGCACCAAAGGCGACUUCAUUACGUCCCCCGAGAUCAGCCAGGUAUUUGGCGAGUUGGUCGGCAUAUGGCUGUACACAGAGUGGAUUGGACAGGGGAAAAACGAAAAGGUGCACAUUGUGGAAGUUGGUCCGGGGCGAGGGACUCUGAUGAGUGAUGUAUUAAGGACUAUAUCAAGUUUCAAAUCCUUUGCAAACAGAGUCCAAACCAUAUAUAUGGUCGAAGCAUCCGAGCAGUUGAGGAAACAGCAGGCACAGUUGCUGUCAGGCACCGAGGAACUCAAGGAGACGGAACUUGGGUGGACAGCGCCGUGUAAACAUAUACCAGGAUGUGAUAUUAUUUGGUGCGAGGAUAUUAGAUUUGUGCCGAAAGACGAAACAUCCACUCCAUUCAUCCUCGCCCACGAGUUUUUUGAUGCUCUCCCUAUCCACGUCUUUCAAAACGUCGCAAACUCCUCCCUUCCUGCAGCCUCCACAACCGUCACUCCGGAUGGGCCCCUUGUCCCCAAGCAUGGACCUCAAGUACCAAAGAACAACUGGCACGAGCUAGUCGUGUCUCCAUUACCGCCACCCUCUUCUGACACAACAUCGCCAUCUUCCAAGGAUCCCCCUCCUGAAUUCCACCUCACAGUUUCCAAAUCACCGACCCCCCAUUCGCUCUAUCUUCCCCAGCUCUCCAACCGCUACAAAAACCUGCAAAAUACCUCCGAUGCCAUCAUCGAAAUCUCACCUGAAUCCCUCUCUUACAUCUCUGACUUCGCGGUCCGAAUAGGUGGUGACAACCCCCCUUCAUCUACAAACGCCGCCACCGCCGCGAAAACACAUUCGAUUUACACUCCCAAUGCCUCCGCACAAUCCGCGGCCACCCCCUUCCAGAAAUCGACGCCCUCAGGCGCAGCCUUAAUUCUCGAUUACGGUCCUGCCACCACCAUCCCGACCAACACGCUCCGCGGAAUCCGCGCACACCAGCCUGUUUCGCCUUUCGUGGCUCCUGGACUCGUCGAUCUCAGCGCCGACGUUGAUUUCGUCGGUCUCGCUGAAGCGGCGCUGCACGCUUCCUCCGGUAUCGAGAUCCAUGGUCCCGUUGAGCAGGGGUUUUUCCUGGGUAGCCUAGGGAUUCAGGAGCGGGUAGAGCGGUUAGUAAAGAGCGCUGAGAAAACUGCAGAUGGAGAUGAAGUCAGGAAGAGGUUGGAGACUAGUCGGAACAGACUAAUUGAUCGAGGACCUACGGGCAUGGGUCGUAUUUACAAAGCUAUGGCUAUUUUGCCGUACUUUGAGCAGAAGAAGGUUAGAAGGCCGGUUGGAUUUGGUGGAAGUUUCUUUGGAUAA